Messenger RNA from Leucoraja erinaceus (little skate), 3637 nucleotides. Its product is annotated as cadherin-2-like. The coding region runs from base 287 to 3022 and encodes 911 amino acids. The transcript has 16 exons. NCBI's taxonomy places the organism in Eukaryota, Metazoa, Chordata, Chondrichthyes, Rajiformes, Rajidae. Gene Ontology annotation, cellular component: adherens junction; catenin complex; neuron projection. Gene Ontology annotation, molecular function: calcium ion binding; cadherin binding. Gene Ontology annotation, biological process: regulation of axonogenesis; multicellular organism development; calcium-dependent cell-cell adhesion. The record is from RefSeq and is a predicted model, not a curated record.
GCAGCCGGUGCUGUGCUGAGCUGAGCUGUGCGGGUCGGAGCUGGGAUUGCGCUGACUGACUGUGUGAGCACAGCCACAGCGGCAGCGGAGCCGCUACUUUGUAUCCGCUGAGGGACACUUUGUAUCCAUCGCCGGCUCCAUCUCCCGCAUCAUUCCCUUCCUCCCUCUCUCUCUCGCUCGCUCUCUCAUUCCCUGUCUCCACCCGGAGUCGGGCAACGGCGGAGGGGACCCGGGGGUUGGGAGGCCGGGAGUCCGGGGCGGGAGAGGCCGGAGCCGCCCCGCGGCCAUGGUUCGCUUGGAGGCGGCGGCGGUGCUGUUGGCCGCGUUACUGCAGGCAACAGUGGAAGCAAAUGGAAUCUCACUAUGCUUGGCUGGAUUUACAGACGAUACCUACUAUGCGGUCGUGUCAAGGGACAUUUACAAAGGCCAACCUCUCCUAAAUGUGGUAUUCAACGACUGUUUUGGAAGCAUUUCCUUUCGCUACGAAUUGAGCGACCCAAGGUUCAGAGUCCAGCGAGAUGGGGUUGUGUUUGCGGCUGAAAGCUUUCGUCUCUCUGGAAAGCAGCUGAAGUUUGUAAUAACGGCUCACAAUACCCAGUCAGUGCAACAGUGGCAAGCUGCUGUCAAGUUGGCCGGCCGAUCGGAUAGCAGCGCCAUGCAAAGUGGCCCAAAGAGCUGGAAUCCAAGUGGCGUCUCCCUGCCGUGGAAUGUUCCGGAUAUCUUGUUCCCAGCCGUCCGACCAGCGAGCAUUGGUCAGCUGAAGCGGCAGAAGAGAGAUUGGGUCAUCCCGCCAAUCAACGUGCCCGAGAAUGAACGCAGUCCUUUCCCAAAGGAUUUGGUCAUGAUCCGAUCGGACAGGGAUAAAAAUCGCUCGUUGCGCUACAGUGUCACGGGCCCGGGAGCAGACCAGCCACCUAAUGGGCUGUUCAGCAUUAACCCCAUCUCCGGACAACUCAUCGUGACCAGACCUCUGGAUCGGGAACAGAUACCUUCAUACCACCUCCGAGCCCACGCCGUGGACUUGAAUGGAAACCAGGUGGAAAACCCAAUCGACAUCGUCAUAAAUGUGAUCGAUAUGAACGACAAUCGUCCAGAGUUCCUGCAUCCCACCUGGAACGGCUCAGUCCCUGAAGGGUCAAAACCAGGCACGUUCGUGAUGACCGUGACUGCUAUUGAUGCCGAUGACCCCAAUACUUCCAAUGGCAUUUUGCGAUACAAGAUCCUCUCCCAAACUCCGAGCAGUCCCUCCUCGAACAUGUUCACCAUCAACAAUCAGACCGGGGACAUCUUCACGGUGGCUGCAGGUCUCGACCGUGAGAAAGUUCCACAGUACACGUUGAUAAUCCAAGCGACGGACAUGGAGGGCAGCCCGAUGUACGGACUCUCUAACACCGCCACGGCCAUCAUUACCAUCCAUGAUAUCAAUGACAACCCACCGGAGUUCACCUCUGCAACGUUCUACGGAGAAGUACCGGAGAACAGGUUUGAUAUCAUCGUGGCAAACCUGACGGUGACGGACAAAGACCAGCCCCUGACGGAUGCGUGGUACGCCGCCUACCGGAUCAUCGGUGGGGAUGCAGCGGGUCACUUCAUCAUCCCCACUAAUCCCAUCAAUAACGAUGGCCUGGUCACUGUGGACAAGCCGAUAGAUUACGAGAGUAACCGAGCUUUUGUACUGACGGUGAUCGCUGAGAACCAGGUGUCCCUGACCAAGGGCAUCCAGCUCCCCCCUCAGUCCACCGCCACCGUCUCCAUCACCGUCAUCGACGUGAACGAGAGCCCGCGCUUCGUGCCCAACCCCAAGGUGGUCCGGCAGCAGGAGGGUCUGCCCGAGGGCAAGGUGGUCGCCUUCUUCACCGCUGAGGACCCCGACCGAUACAUGCAGCAGACCAUGAGAUACUCCAAGCUGUCGGAUCCAGCCAACUGGCUCAAAAUCGACCCCCUCCGUGGACAAGUCACGACAAUCGCCGAGCUGGACCGUGAAUCGCCGUUCGUGAGGAACAACAUGUACAACGCCACCUUCCUGGCGUCGGACAACGGUAUCCCUCCAGCGAGCGGGACGGGCACGCUGCAGAUUGUGCUGCUGGAUGACAACGACAACGCCCCCCAGGUCUCUCCACAGGAGGUGUCCAUCUGCGAGAGGCCCGAACCCAACGCCAUCAACAUCACCGCCAUCGACCUCGACAUCGAACCCAACACUGGCCCCUUCGUCUUCGAGCUGCCCGCCACGCCCGAGGACGUGCGACGCAACUGGACCAUAACCCGUCUCAACGGAGAUUAUGCCCAGCUGAGCCUGAAGAUCGGGAUGCUGGACGAUGGCAUCUAUGAGAUUCCCAUCACGAUAAUAGACUCUGGGAACCCUCCUCUCUCCGCCACCUCUGUGCUGCUUAUCAAAGUCUGUCCGUGCAACGAAAACGGGGACUGCACUUCAGCGGAGGCGAUUGUCGCUGCGGGUCUGGGUACUGGAGCCAUCAUCGCCAUCCUGCUGUGCAUCAUUAUCUUGCUGAUCCUGGUCUUGCUCUUUGUGAUUUGGAUGAAGCGCCGUGACAAGGAGCGUCAGGCCAAACAGCUGCUCAUCGACCCAGAGGACGACGUGCGUGAUAACAUCCUCAAGUACGACGAGGAAGGCGGCGGAGAAGAGGACCAGGAUUACGACCUGAGCCAACUCCAGCAGCCCGACACGAUGGAGCCCGACUCCAUAAAGCCCAUGGGCAUCCGCCGUGUGGACGAGAGACCCAUCCACGCCGAGCCUCAGUACCCCGUACGCUCGGCUGCCCCCCAUCCUGGCGACAUCGGGGACUUCAUCAACGAGGGUCUGAAGGCGGCUGACAACGACCCCACCGCACCGCCCUACGACUCGCUGCUGGUGUUUGACUAUGAGGGCAGUGGCUCGAUGGCAGGCUCCUUGAGUUCCCUCAACUCCACCAGCUCUGGAGGAGACCAGGACUACGACUACCUGAAUGACUGGGGCCCACGGUUUAGGAAGCUGGCAGACAUGUACGGAGGAGGCAGCGAUCUCUAAGGAGCCCUCGAGCGACGAGCGAGCAAACCAACCAACGAACCCCCAAACCCCACCACCCCCACCCACCCUGCCCUGGAACUAAACAUGGCCGACCGUGAACUCUUUUAAACCGAUCUGUGCGACAGACCAUACAUGCACAUCACCCUCACUGGACAAAAGCCUAGGCUUUAACUCUCUCUAGUCAAUUCUAACCGCCGCCUGUCAAAAGCUUUGGUGUAACUUGCGUAAAGGGCGUCGCGGGAUGAUCGGUCAAUCAAAGCUGUUUUAUAGAGAGAAAAUAAUUGAUUAUGAGAACUCUUUGUCACGUUUGAACUUCAACGUACAGAAGCACUGGGAUUUUGUGCCUUUUUGUACACUUCUCGAUCUGAAUCUUUAAGUUUAACAAUAACUGUGACCCUUUUUUUCUUUCUCGAAGUGGUUAUCUCUUUUUUUUUUUUUUCUCCUCCCCGCGACCCCAGGCAAAGCGGAGGGGUUGGGGUUGGGGUGGGGAGGAAAUGCGGUUAGAAAUCGAUACACAAGUUAGAAAAUGGUGAGCUGUUCUCUGCUUUCAGUAUGAAGAAAGAUACCAUGGACACCAAAUUUCAUACACUUUUUGUCUAUUCUUUUCUUUUUUUU